CAAUUUGCAUUUUACUGUGAAUUUUAUCGCAUCUCGUUUAUUUUAACACGUAGUAAAGAACAAAGCGAACAUCGUUGUUGAAUUAUUUUAUAAAUUAAAUUUUAAUAAACAAAUCCUUUUAUGCAACAAUUGUAGUGCAAGUUUGUGAUUGUGUUUCUUGCCGCUUAGCGCUUUCGUUGAAGAAAAUUUUAAUGUAUUAAAGUUAAUAUUUACAACUGCUGCUAUAAAAAAUAUUAAAAAGUAAUAACAAUGCAACGACAAUUCACCUCUGGCAGUCGCCAAGCGCCUGACCCAUUUGACCAAUUUUUGGAGGAGAACAAUUUUUAUCGCAAGCACACAGCACGCGAUGCUUCAUGCCUGUUUCGUGUGAUUUCGGAGCAAAUGUAUGACACGCAGCUGCAUCAUUUGGCCAUACGCAAAAAAUGCGUACGCUAUAUGCGCAAGCAUCGUGACUAUUUUGCGCCGCUCGUUGAACGAGAUUUGGAUGAGUAUCUAGAUGAUAUGUCGAAACCUAAAACGUACGGGACCCUGAUCGAACUGCAGGCGGUUGGAUAUAUGUUCCAACGAAAUGUAUUGCUGUUUGAACCCUUUAACUUGGGCAAUUUUUAUAGUUCUCGCUCUUACUUCAAUGAUGUAUUUCGAGUAUUCUACACUCCCGAAAGACAUUUCGAUUCUGUUUUUACUUGUGACUAUAUAAAAGAUGCAGCUAUUUGCCAAGCCAUUUGCUAUGAAAUCAUCUACAAAGAUUUAUAUAUGUUGCCGGAUGUUGCAUUUGCCGUUGAGCACAUGUUACAUUCGCCAACUUUGGAUGCAAUGGAGUACACAUCCGAAAGCAAUGACGACGGCUACUGCACUCGUAUAGUUUUAACGGAUGGACGUAGUUUUCACUUUGAUUUGCCAAAUGAAACUAAUUGCAUUUUAGAAAAUUAUGAACUUUGCCAUUUCCAUCAUACGAAUUUUCCACGUUUAUCGGAUGAUUUGCAACGCGAAAUGAAGAUACACACAAAUUGCGAUGAUUAUGAAAAGUCUGCACUGUGUAAGACGGCGGAAUCAUUGCUCCCCCAUAAAUAUAUAUCUUGUGUGCGCCAAUUGUUGCAGGAAGGUAUAACACCGUUUCCAUAUAAAGUUGCCAAAGCGUUGGAUCCAAACAUGUAUCGGAAUAUCGAGUUUGAUGCCUGGAAUGAGCAGCGUAAAGAGCAAAAACUUCAAAACUGGUACAAUGGCGAUACAAAUUUUAAGGUACCGUACGAGUCAUUAACUCCGCUGCCACCGGAUCAAUUUAAGCCCUGGACACUGCCAUAUCGCUUUCAGCGUCAUAUGCAAAAAUAUAGUUCUGUACGCUUGACACGUCACUACAACUACCGUUUCAAACUGAACGGACAAUUUGCAUCUGCGCAUGAGUACUGUGCCGCCCCCUUGUCGCCCAAUAGUAAGUCAGCCGACUAUGUGCCUGGUAUAAUGGAUAGUGAUGUCAGUGAGAAAGACGAAAAGCAGCAUUAUGUUUCAGCUGCUUCACAUCAUCGCAACGGUUGCUACUAUAAAUUAAAACAAUAUACACAUUUUGAAAAUUUCCGUGCACAUACGGUUGAAUAUUGUGCAAUGCCACUAACGGUUGAGCAUGCGCCACGUGAGCAAGAAUCGAAAAGUGGCAAUACUUCUGCAACGCCAUCGCACGAGAAUCAGAACAAUGUGGCAGCACGCACUGUUGCACCAGAAACACGUAUUAAAACGGAAACAAACGUGCAACAACAACAACGCAUGGGAGCACCUGAAGAGUUGGUGGGUACUUUCAAUCCAAUCGAACAAUCGGCUGGCAUAGGCGCACCUGCAUUUAUUUUGCCCGAUUUUCAUUAUUUAUAUCCUGUACCUCAGUACGCGGCUGGUAUACCUGAGGAAUACUAUACAUAUGGUUAUGAUCCUGCAAUGCACCCACCACCCGCUACAGCGCUAAUGCCAACCGGUUAUUAUAUGUAUCCACCACCAGGUGCUCCACCAGCAACUUUUGCACCAGCUCCUAAUAAUUUUUACAUGCCAACUGCUGCGCCACUGCCACAACCACUCAUCACAGCGGCUACUGCUCCACAUCCACCAACAGCGGUAGCACCUAAUAUCGCUGCGCCAUUUUAUCAAACUAAUACGCAUUUCGGUAGCAUGACAUCAGCUGGUGCUGUCGAGACGCCUUCAAUGCAAAAUGCUGCAACGCAAGCGUAUGAAACGCCUAUCACUCAUAAUCGAAGCAGUGGACAAACUCCAAAUAUGAACACACCAGUAACUGGUCGCAUUAAUUGGGAUGCUAAGAAAUCGGUAGAUGUGAGUGGCGUAGAUUUGCCAACUGACGUUGCCACUCUGCGUCACUUUUACAACUUGGGUUUGGAGUAUCAUCUAAUGCAUAUGAAGCAACGUUGCAAUGAAGACAACACAGUGAAAACUACCGGACCACAAGGUACCACAAAAGUGAAUGGCGGAAAUCAAAAUGAAGAUCCUCCGUUAGAGCCAAAGCUUGAUUCUAACAAUAACAGCAUGCAGAAUCAAAAUUUGACUACACCGCAAACAAGCAACAUUAACGGUGGCAAUAACAUGUCGGGCAUUACACACACAACACAUCAUCAAAAUAGUAAUAAUAGUGGAACUGGUGGCGGCGGCGGCGUCAAUAGUGGUAGUAGUAAAAGUGGUGGUGGUCACAUGCACAGACGUUUUCCAUCCCGGUAUUACAACAGCAAUAAGGAGCGACCACUUUUUUUACGUAAUCAGAACAAUGCAAACAACCCUAAUGUCCACAGCUCAAAUAACCACAAUCAAAGUGACUACAAUAAUGGCAAUGGUAGUGUUGGUAAUAAGUAUGCCAGUUCGCUAAAAAGUAAUGGCGGUGGACACUAUAAUUCAAAUCGCAGCAAUACGCCAAAUUCAACACAUAGUCAUACAUCAGGUCACAAUGCAAAAGCUGUGAACCUAAACACCCCUGGCAUGGGUGGUGGUGUAUCCUCACUGGCGGUUUCAGUUGCCGAACAUGGCAUGCCAUCUCCGCAAGGAAACUUUGAUAACGCUAAUGGGGUUGGUAAAAUGAUAACACAUCCACAAAUGCCUGUAUACCAAACUUCGAAUGGCAACACUUUAAUGGCUGCACCUUACAAUCCGUACAAUGAGUUCAAUGGCGAUCCGUCACUGUCGAUUGCUCCGCCGAAUACGGCUUCCGGUGGUGGAAUCUUCCUCCACAUGCCAAUACCAGCGCCGCCACAUACUUUUGGUAUUUACGCUCCCCCACAACCAGCAGCACCAUCAGGCGCUUCUAUGGGCUUGCAUCCCACGCCAACAUCAACAGCUGUAACCUACGGUGUAGCACCAAAUGGUGGUCCACCACAACAAUUUAUGCCAUCACCAUCAGAUGCAGUACCGAUACAAGCGCCAUCAAAUGGUUACUAUCCUACACCAGCAGAGCUUACAACCGUUGAGCCUAAUGGCACAAUGCAUGCUGGCGGCGACGGAUUACAGUUUCAAUGUAUACCAUAUCCUGGUACUGCACCACCUCCACCAAUGCCUUUUUAUUACACAGCCGGUUCUGCGGUAGCGGCAGCCGGUGGUAUGCCAAUGAAUGGUAUUGCAACGGUACCACAACCGCAAUCUUCUACUGUUAGUGUUAAUGGAGGUGGCUGUGGUAAUACAGCUGGUGUGGCAGGUGGGCCAUCUGGAACACUGGGCUACUGGUGUCAACCGCCAAAUGCUUUGCUACCACUACCGACAUCAACGCCACAAAUGAACGGCUCCUCUGCUUGCGUUUCAACAUCCAGCAACAAUAGCACGCCAAAUAUGUCCACAAACACCACAAAUAGCCGUCCACGUGACAGCAAAUAAAAACAAUUAAUAUUUCUUAUAAAACAUAACUAACUAACAGGUAAUAUUAUAAAUACUACUCUGUAAACUGUAUAUACUGACUCCAUGGCAAAAUCGUUUUAUUUGAUUUUACCAAAUGUGUUGGGUAUAAAACGAGCUGGGUUGACGAUAAAUGUUGCAAACAAAUACUUGUAUAACACUAGAAAAAAAGCUGCACUCGAUAAACGUUUUCAUGCUGAUCAUGAUUCUUUGUAUUAAUGCAAGUCACUACAGUUUU
Messenger RNA from Bactrocera latifrons, 4105 nucleotides. RefSeq lists its product as uncharacterized. Gene Ontology annotation, molecular function: cysteine-type deubiquitinase activity. The transcript has 11 exons. The record is from RefSeq and is a predicted model, not a curated record. Gene Ontology annotation, biological process: protein deubiquitination. Bases 250 to 3849 code for a protein of 1199 amino acids. Lineage: Eukaryota; Metazoa; Arthropoda; Insecta; Diptera; Tephritidae.